Messenger RNA from Schistosoma margrebowiei, 2501 nucleotides. Lineage: Eukaryota; Metazoa; Platyhelminthes; Trematoda; Strigeidida; Schistosomatidae. The record is from the annotation of a GenBank genome assembly.
AGUCAAUUUAAACAAGAUACUGUCAAUUGUGUCAAUAAUCAAAGUUUUGUGGAACAUAUUUUAUCAUCAUUAUCACAUAGAAAGUAUUCUUAAACAAUAAUAAUACUACUUAUAUUCAGUUUAUAGUGUAUUUGAUUCAAUCUCCCCCCCCCAAAAAAAAUAAGAAGAAGGAAGGAUAGAAUAUAUUCAUCAGAUAAUAAAAUCUAAUUGAGGAGUGGUUAAGGUAAUUAAUUGUGUAUGGGCUCUUGUGCAUCAACUGGUGUUUCACAAGCUGGAAGUCCGGCAAAAAAUCAAUUAACGAAUGGUAUUCAACAAAAUUCUUUAAAUAUACAAGAAAUGAAUCAAAUAGGAAUAAGAAAUGUAAAUGAAGAAAUUGAUAAAAUGGUUGGUCAAGAUAAGAAAAUUGAUAAUCCUAGAAGUAACUAUGUACUAUCUGGUAUAGAUUUAUUGGAUUAUGGAGUGGGAUUAAAAGAUAUACCACUUCGUACUUCUGAUACAAAUAUGACAACAGAUGAAGAACUUGAUAUGGAAUGUGCAUUAUCUGGUGUAUCACAAUUUUUCUAUAAAAAUUUAACUACAUGUACAUUGGGUCAAUAUGCACAAAUACCAAAUGAUACAGAUAUGUUAAGAACAGUGAAUACACCUGAAUCAUUAAGAGCAUGUUAUGUAAGAAUGCGUCAUAUCUAUCGAAUGAUUGAAACCGAUCGUAUAGGUAAAGCAACAUUAUUGAAAAAUAUACAGUAUGCAAUAAACGUUAUGGAAAAUGCUUAUAUAGCAGAGAAACGACGUAUACGUGAAGAAGAAGAAGAUUUGUCAGAAGCUGCUACAGAAUAUGUACCAGAUGAAGUACGUAAUUGGCUUGCUUCAACAUUUACACGUACUGUACAAAAUGUUGGGAUUGGUGAACAAAAGCCUAGAUUUCGUAGUGUUGCCAAUGCAAUUAGAGCUGGAAUAUUUGUUGAAAGAAUUUAUCGUCGUAUGUCAAGUUGUUCCAACCUUAUUGUUCCACCAAAUGUACUUCUAUUUCUUAAAACUGGUUUAGAUACAUGGAAUUUUGAUGUAUUUGGAUUGAAUGAAGCAAGCGAAAAUCAUGCAUUGAAAUUUGUUGCAUUUGAAUUAUUACAUAAAUAUAAUCUUAUUAAUAAGUUCCAAAUAAAUAGUACUGCAUUAGAAAGUUUAUUAAUUCAACUUGAAACAGGUUAUAGUAAAUACAGUAAUCCAUAUCAUAAUUUGGUUCAUGCAGCUGAUGUAAUGCAAACAUGUCAUAUGAUCAUCUUUAUGAAUGAUCUUAGGCAGAAUUGGUUAAAUGAUUUGGAUAUAUUUGCUGUAUUAUUCGCUGCAGUAAUCCAUGAUUAUGAACAUACUGGUACAACUAAUAAUUUCCAUAUAGCCACACGUUCUGAAUUAGCUUUAGUUUAUAAUGAUCGUGGAGUAUUAGAAAAUCAUCAUGUUAGUGCAGUUUUUCGUUUAAUGCAAGAAGAAGAAUUUUCAAUACUGACUGGACUAGAAGCUGAUCAAUACAAAGAAUUCCGUCAACUUGUAAUUGAUAUGGUUUUAUGCACGGAUAUGUCAUUACACUUCCAACAAAUUAAAAAUAUGAAAACUAUGAUUUCAAUGCCAGAAAGUGUUGAUAAAACAAAAGCAUUAUCUCUCAUUGUUCAUUGUGCGGAUAUUUCACAUCCAGCAAAAGAAUGGGCUCUACACGAACAAUGGUCUGAUAUACUGUGUGAAGAAUUCUUUAGACAAGGUGAUCGGGAACGUGAAUUAAACCUUCCAAUAUCACCAUUAUGUGAUCGUAAUACAGUUGUUGUACCACAAUCACAAAUUGGUUUUAUUGAUUUCAUUGUUGAACCAAGUUUCCAAGUUCUUGGUGAUAUGAUUGAACGUAUUGUUAAUCCACCACAAACUGAAGGAGUACUACCAACAGAUCCAACAAGUCCUAAGCCUAAAUCACCUGAUCAAGAAACUGUUGGUGAACAAAUAGUUCCACGUCCAUGGGUUGAUCAUUUCAAAGAAAAUAAAGAAUCAUGGUCAAAGAGACUUCCACCAAAAACUUAAAAAAAUAGAAGGAGAAGAAGAAGAAGAAACAAAUUCAGAUGUAAAACUAUUAUUACUAACAUUAACGUUAUUCUUACUAUCAUUCUAAAAAAUGAACAACUUAGAUAAAAUACUUUCUUUAAGUUAUUUACCAUUGAGAAAACUACUACUAAUACUAAUACCACUACUAUUACUAAUACUACCACCACCACUACUACUAUUACUACUACUACUACUACUACUACUACCACUACCACUACUACUACCACUAAUACUAAUACUACCACUACUAAUACUAAUACUACUAUCACUACCAUUACUAAUACUACCACCAACAUUACUACUAACAAGUGAUACAUAUAUGCUAACUUUCUGCAUACACCAUAUAUUUCUCUGUGUUCGUUGAGACGAACAAAAUGAAACGAAUUUUUUUGUUGUUGAUAAGUUAAAACAAGUGAAGGAAC